Messenger RNA from Thlaspi arvense, 1353 nucleotides. NCBI's taxonomy places the organism in Eukaryota, Viridiplantae, Streptophyta, Magnoliopsida, Brassicales, Brassicaceae. The record is from the annotation of a GenBank genome assembly.
AUGUGUGAAAUGGCGAAGACAGGGGAAAGCUUGAGAGACAAACCUAGAUGGAAUCUUGGAGGAACGACCGCUCUUGUAACCGGUGGCUCCAAAGGCCUCGGGGAAGCUGUAGUGGAGGAACUAGCUAUGUUGGGAGCAAGAGUCCACACAUGUGCCAGAGACCAAACUCAGCUUCAAGAAAGUUUACGUAAAUGGCAAGCAAAAGGGUUUCAGGUCACUACUUCUGUUUGCGACGUUUCUUCUCGUGAACAACGAGAGAAACUCAUGGAAACCGUUUCCUCUCUCUUCCAAGGAAAACUCAACAUCCUUGUAAACAAUGUGGGAUGGGGUAAAAUAACGCCAACCACAGAGUGUACAGCAGAAGAGUUUUCGUUUACAAUGGUUACAAAUCUUGAGUCAGCUUUCCAUCUCUCACAGCUCGCUCACCCUUUGUUGAAAGCCUCUGGUUCAGGGAACAUUGUGUUCAUGUCUUCCGUUGCAGGGGUUGUGAAUUUGAGGGUUUCAUCCAUCUAUGGAGCAACCAAAGGAGCCAUGAAUCAGCUAGCUAGAAAUUUGGCAUGCGAGUGGGCGAGUGAUAAUAUAAGGGCUAACUCAGUUUGUCCAUGGUACAUCACAACUCCUACAACUAAAAGUUUUCUUAAUGAUAAAGAUGUAAGAGAAAAGGUCGAGAAUGUGACACCAAUGGGGCGUGUUGGAGAGGCAAAUGAAGUUUCAUCGCUUGUGGCGUUUCUCUGUCUUCCUGCAGCUUCUUAUAUUACAGGUCAAAGUAUUUGCGUUGAUGGAGGUUUCACUGUUAAUGGAUUCUCCUACAAGGCUCCGAGUCCAAGUGGGCCCCUCGCGGUGGAUGUGCCUUCUGCAAGCAGCAGCGACAACUUCCAUGGGACUCAGGCAUCGAAGAACACACCGGACGAGGGGAAAAGUAGCCGGCGAGUGACAGUGUCCUGGCUCGCCUGUAGGUUGGGUGCAUCACAGGCCCACGAAGGUCGUAGCAGAGAUAAAGAGAUAAUGGUCGACGGCGGGGGCGACGGGUCGGUGCUGCCAGAGACGGAUCGAAGCCUACCGGACGUAUCCGAGAUGACGGAUAAGCGUCACCCUAUUCGUGAUUUGUUUCCGCGUGGCGUAAUAGACCGUGUCAACGAGGGCGUGAGGGCACGUGAGGGGGAAAAAAGGAAUGGUGGUGUAUCCAACGCAGAUCCAGAUACGGGUGGAGAUGACGAGUUUGCUACUGGCGAUAAUUCCUCCAAUGGUGCCGCAAUCCUGGAGGCCGGUGUGGCUACUGAAGGCGUUCCUCCCUUCUCCUUUGCAAGGGAUGCAGCCCCGGUGGUGGAUGAUUCGGAUGACGAAGGUAUUUAA